UUAUUUUGCUGUGAUGUGGGACACCCAGGCAUGGUUUUAAGUUCCAUGGGACUGCAAGAGGCCACAGGGUCUUUACCAGCAUGUUCACAUCUGGAAAAGUUAUCAACAACUGCCAGAAGGUAACAGCUCAGAUGCCUAAGAAAUUCUCUAUCGUGAAAACUUCUCUACCUAGCAGUCAUGCUGCAACGGGUUUGGAAGGAAGGAAUAACAGGAGAGCUGAAACAUCAAAUUGUUAUUAUCCUCUUCCGAUGGUCCCAGAGGUUGGAUAUAGCAUUGCAGUAGGUGGUGAUGUGAAGGUCUGGGAAAAUAUUAGUUGCAUCUGGAAAGGAGGUCAAGAGGGCACCCAAAAUGAGCUUAGGAGUGUUACCACGUCCACACCUUUGGAGCAAGAAGUGAGGCUUUAUACUACUGGCUGGUGCAAUGAUUAUAGACUAAACAUGCUGGGCUGGAUCCUUGAGAAUCUCAUUGCUGUCACUGUAGGACCUGCUGCACACAUCUGGAAUGGACUUGAUUUGAAAGCCAUUGAAGGCAUUGAUUUGAAUUCCAGCUCCAAACACAUUUCACAUCUGGCUUGGAAUAAAGGAAUAUGCCUUGCAGUUUGGAUCAGUGAUGGAGAAGUGCAAUUGUGGAACAUUGAAACCAGAAAGAGGUUGAGAAAUAUGUUUGGCCACCUGUCUGUAAUUGGAGCUGGAAUCAUUGUCAAGGAACUGGUGCAGCAGCUUCAAGCUGCACAGAUUUUCAUAGAGCCUUGGAGUGGGAGGGAGAAACAAGGAUUUGUCCACCACCGUGAUGUUCAGGCUGCUCAGCACCAUGUUGGGAUUCUUUGUCAAAACAAACAAAACAUUUGCAGCCUGAAAUUGUCACUAUGGGCCAACCUGUUGCUGGCAUUUUGGUCUAGAGGUGGUAUAUUGAAUAUUUGGCCUAGCAGCCCUGGGGUGAAAUUGCAGUCACAGACACUGAAAAUCAUACUUCCCUUCUUAGCAGUUAAGGCCAUGACCUGGUGUCCUUGGCAGUCAAAAGUCCUUGCUACGAGGUGGAAUGAAAGAUGGGAUUUGUGUGUCUGGCCCAUGAAUUGUGAGAAAAUCAUCCAAAGUGCAAUUACAGAUUCACAGAUUUCUUCCUUGCUCUGGUUACCCAGUAAACUGACAAUGGGACAAGGCCUUCCUGGAAAUCAAAUGAAAAUAUGGAAGUAUCCCAUGCUUGUCAAUUCAUUAGAACUCUGUCACAAAGGGAUAAUCUUGCAUAUAACCCUGAGCUCAGAUCAGAGUAGGUUCAUUUUUGUUGCAGUGGAUGGGAUGUCUUGUGUGUAA
Molecule: messenger RNA, 1310 nt
Organism: Pyrgilauda ruficollis (rufous-necked snowfinch)
Lineage: Eukaryota; Metazoa; Chordata; Aves; Passeriformes; Passeridae
Gene: CDC20B
Product: cell division cycle 20B
Biological process (GO): anaphase-promoting complex-dependent catabolic process; positive regulation of anaphase-promoting complex-dependent catabolic process; positive regulation of ubiquitin protein ligase activity
Cellular component (GO): anaphase-promoting complex
Molecular function (GO): anaphase-promoting complex binding; protein binding; ubiquitin ligase activator activity
Source: RefSeq, a predicted model, not a curated record